GACAGGAGAGAGGCAUGUGGAUUCUUGGGUUCUCCACUUCAAAUCGGAGAAACCUAUGGAUAAUAGGUGCCAUUGGGCUAGCAGUAGCGGUGGCCAUCAUGUUAAGAAGGCUGGCGGUGUAUCUGGAAUCUCAAGGAAGAGCAAGAGGCAGCAGCAGCAACAACAACUCAUGCAAAGUAUGCCAAGGCAAGAAGAACAUGAAUAUGAAUAUGAAUAAUUGCAAUAUUAACAAUAACAAUAUCAUCAGGACGUACUCUGUGGAAGAAGUGAGAAGGGCCACAAGAGAUUUCAGAAUUCAGAUAGGUAUCGGAGGGACUUCAUUUGUGUAUCUUGCAGAGCUGGGCGGUGGCACAUUGGCAGCCGUCAAGCGGGUCAUGCAGGAAAGAGGCGGGACCAGGAAGAUGUUCCUGGACGAAGUUUCGGUCCUCCUCCGAAUUUCUCAUCCAAACUUGGUGGGCCUGAUGGGCUUCUGCUUGGAGAAAAGUGAACAGCACCUGCUCCUCGAGUACGUUCCUCACAAGAGCCUUUUCCACCGCAUGCACACCUAUUACGGCCAAUGCUCCGGAAUCCUAUCCUGGUCCAACCGCAUCAACAUCGCACUCGACGUUGCUCGGGCCUUGGACUACCUUCACUCCCACGCCGACCCUCCCAUUAUCCACCGAGACGUCAAGUCCUCCAACGUUCUCCUGCUGGACGACGAUCAUGCCAAGCUCGCAGACUUUGGGCUUUGUAAACUGGGCCACCAGGACGGUGGAUCUUCGUCACCCUCCUCCGUGAAGGGUUCGCUGGGCUAUGUGGACACUCAUUACAUUCAGACUGGGUCGGUGUGUAUAAAGAGCGAUGUCUAUAGCUUUGGAGUGCUGCUUUUGGAGCUCAUCACAGGGCUCAAUUCUUUACAAGGCUCUCUCACGCUCGCCGAGUGGACCGAGGAGUGGCGAACGACGGGUGAUUGUGAGGUUUUUCUUCGGAUGCUUUUGGACCCUAAGCUUAAGCUAAUCAACAACAAUUCGUCUAAUCAUAAUUAUGUGAAUUUGGACCAGCUUCUGGUCUUGGUCGAUGUGGCCAACUCUGCUCUGCUUGAAAACCCCCAUGCCAGGCCACACAUGAGCCAGAUUGUUCAUAGGAUUUCCACUUGUAUACAAAUUGAAUAA
This is a messenger RNA of Ziziphus jujuba (common jujube), 1151 nucleotides long. Its product is annotated as probable receptor-like protein kinase At1g49730. The coding region runs from base 15 to 1151 and encodes 378 amino acids. Lineage: Eukaryota; Viridiplantae; Streptophyta; Magnoliopsida; Rosales; Rhamnaceae. Gene Ontology annotation, biological process: protein phosphorylation. The record is from RefSeq and is a predicted model, not a curated record. Gene Ontology annotation, molecular function: protein kinase activity; ATP binding. Gene Ontology annotation, cellular component: plasma membrane. The transcript has a single exon.